CACGGGUCAGGGUUGGAGCCCUUCAACGUGAAGAUAUCUUACUCACAAACCUGACUUAUCAUAACAGCGGGUGAACUGUAGUCACUACAGAUUAGAUAACUGCGCAAUCGGAAACGGGUCAUUUCCAGUACAAACUCAGCUCCGCUGAUAUCCACUACGACAAUUCUCUGUGCGCUAGAGCGCAGGUUGAGUGAUUGGCGCACGGGCUGGACGUACGAGGACACCUGGCGCAACCCGCGGGUCACCUGGGAGAUUCCUCAGCUUGUUUCCCGCCAGUUAUUUGAUUCCCUGGAAUCUCCGCCGUACGUGAGGGUUCAUGACAACACUGAGGUGGCGGGAGAGUCUCCUAAAUACCCGCAGACGUGUGCUGGGUCCCGGCGGACUCGGAAGGCAGGGUGCUAGUGGAGCGGACUAGAACAAACUGUGGACAGAUAUGGAGGCAAAGGUAUCACUUUCCCAUCUGGUGUGUAUUCUCCUGCUCGUGACGUCAUUCGGGGAGAAGUCAGUGUCCAAGCGCAGGCGCACAAGACCAAGGAAGACCAAAGCCAAGCCGCAGUUCCGAGGCUGCGGCACGACCGGAAAUGACGUGUAUUACCCGUGCUGCGGCUACACCCCUGGUACAUCCAAAGGUAACGUGAUCAGUCGGCGGUACGUCCCGAGCGGCAAGUCGUCAGCUCCGCUGGGGAGGGUGCAGUGCACAGCCGGGCCGCCAGGGCCGCCCGGCCCACCUGGUCCGCCAGCACCUGUGGACAACCUGCUCCAAAAUAGCAUGGCGUUUCAGACUCCGCAGAGGGCCGCUUUUUCUGUGGCACGGACUCGCAGCCUCAAGGGCAGCUUCAAGUACCAGAAGGUGCUGUUUGACAAGAUGCUGGUGAAUAUUGGCGGCCAUUUUAACAUGAAGUCCGGCAUCUUCACCUGUGCCUACCCCGGGGUGUAUCACGUGAGUUUCAGCGCAGGCGCAGUGCCAGGCCGCCAGGUGAACCUGGACUUGAUGUUGAGCGGCAAAGUCGUGGCGGACGUCUACAACACCGGGAAGAACAGCUACAGGGACAUGGUGAGUCGCAGCCUGCUGCUGCAGCUGAAGCCUGCUGAAACACUUUGGUUACGGCUCGCCAGGGGGCGCGAGUACGCGCUCUACAGCGACCACGAGCUGCAGACGUCCUUCUCAGCCUUCCUACUCUACCCGGACACCUGAUCCUCGAACAGAAAAGUCUCUAUGGGAACAAACAUCAACCUCAAAGAACAAAGGGUACUGGUUUCCUGUUGACGGUGUGACUGUACACAUGUAUUGGCUCUCUUAUUCUCCGUUCGAAUCAGAGGGGUUCGAGGUCCAGCAUAUCUGUGGAUUCGAGAUUGAAUGAAAUUUGAUCCAAUUGCUUGAGUUACUGUUAUAUUGCGCAUCUUAUAAUAUCAACGCCAUACCCUGGAUGUCGUCAACGCAUUGAGUACACGUUUCUGUAAAAUUCAUGUGUAGUAAAUGUAAUACUUGACCUAAAUUAGGAUAGAGACUUGAAACGUUUGUAUAGUUAGGUGUCACAGGUCGUUCCGUGGAAUAUAACCAGCUGCUGCCGCGCCGCGUGCCUGCAAAUCUGGUGUGUUACGCCGAACGGCGGUUAUACCGGCUAUAUAGGUACAGAUACAGGUAUAGACACGUUUGUUCACCCUCUUUCUACUGUCUGAACAAGAUUAUUGGAGCUCCACAGAAAUAUACAUGAAUCUGCAGGGUACUUGGGGGGAUAUAAUACUAUUUUGACAUAUAACGCAACUGCCGACUAGUUCAUAUUCAACGUCAAGUUGCCCCCCAAAUACUUUAUUAAUAAGAGAAUUGCUGUCAGGUCCAUGCACACAGAUAGCCCUUAUAUUAAUUUUUCUGAAGAUAAAUGUAUUGUUGACAUCCAUCUGCCCAAGAGGAUAAUGGUAGGCAGACAGUACGUAAAUGUAGCUUGAAAAAAAUGUACUCAUCGUGAAAUACGUGUAUUCCUUAGCUAGUCUCCAUGGAAAAGAAAGGGACAAAUAAAGCAAUUUUCAUUCAAAUGCAAAAAAAAUAUCAUUUUAUUCCGAUUUCAUAAAGUGAUAAUGAAAAAAAGCUAUGGAAUCUUAAUUUAUACACCUCGUCGUACGUUUAUAAUUCAUAUUCUGUGCUGCCAAGGAAGUUACACAAGUGAAGAUUAUAAAAGUUGAACGAUUCAUCUCUGAAAUUAUAUCACUUGAUUAUUCAUAAUAAAAUCCAUUUUGAAUGGCUUAA
Branchiostoma floridae (Florida lancelet) is the source of this 2245-nucleotide messenger RNA. RefSeq names its product complement C1q tumor necrosis factor-related protein 4-like. The coding region runs from base 434 to 1195 and encodes 253 amino acids. Gene Ontology annotation, molecular function: protein binding. Lineage: Eukaryota; Metazoa; Chordata; Leptocardii; Amphioxiformes; Branchiostomatidae. The record is from RefSeq and is a predicted model, not a curated record. The transcript is spliced from 6 exons.